Molecule: messenger RNA, 2703 nt
Organism: Papaver somniferum (opium poppy)
Lineage: Eukaryota; Viridiplantae; Streptophyta; Magnoliopsida; Ranunculales; Papaveraceae
Exons: 7
Coding region: 1-2703 (900 amino acids)
Source: RefSeq, a predicted model, not a curated record
AUGGAGAAUAUAGUGUUGUUGAACAACCCAGAGAGGAUGAACAUGAGGGUUCUGUGGAUGAAUCAGAUCGAGAAGAGCUGGGGUUUUAAGUUUGAAUCUUCAACUAAGAAAUCAGAGAUCGGGUUUGUCAAGAUUGAAGAACUGAAGUUCAGUUCAUUAGAGUUUGAAAAAGAACUGAAUCUUAGUGAGCAUUAUAAAAAUGGUCCUAGCGGUGAAUCGAAAAAGCUCAUUGUAGCUCAUUCUCUCUUUGUUGAGAGAAUGUUUCUGUCGUUACAUAAGGCCUUCGGCAACCCUACCUCUAGGACUCAGUUGAAGCUACAUGGUAUGUCAUUUACGGUUGAUAAGGGAUGGAUGAAAUGUCCUUGUAAGUCUGCUCAGUACAUAGAAGGUGUUAGGUCAUUUAUAGAGUUUGUUAAUAGAAAUGGUGGCGGAAAUACCUUAUUCUCAUGCCCUUGUAGUAGAUGUAAGAACUGUAAAGGAUUGGGGCCACUUAGUGAAAUUUCAUUGCAUUUGCUUAAGUAUGGUAUUCUUUAUACAUACACGACAUGGCGUUUUCAUGGGGAAAAGUUAGAAGUAGCAGCACGGUCACAUGUGGAUAACACUAGUAAUGGUGAUGUAGCCGAGAAUGUAGAAAAUAUUAAUCCUGGUAUAGGUGAGGGUGAAAAUUUAGGAGAUGUUGUUGAGGAUGAUGGUACUGCUGUAGUAGAUUACAAUAUUAGAAUAGAUAGUGGGGUUCAUAAUGAUGCUGGAACUAGGAAAAUGAAGAAAAAGGAAUUUGUCUAUGAGCGUGCAAAAGAACCAUUGUAUCCAUCGUGUCGUAAGGGAGUGACAGCAUUGUAUGCUUCCAUCAAGUUGAAUCACAUAAAGAUACAAUAUGGGUUUUCUGAUAAUGGUAUGACUGCACUCUUAGAGUUGAUGAAGGAGUUGCUUCCCGAAGAGAAUACACUGCCAUCUAAGUAUGCAGAAGUGGAAAAGAUGAUCCAAGAACUAGGAAUGGAUUAUAUAACAUAUGAUGCCUGUGUAAACGACCGUGUUUUGUAUUGGAAGGAUCAUGCAUCGCUGGUGAAGUGUCCUGUUUGUCAAGAAUCUAGGUAUAAGAAGGUUUUUAAUGAUGAGAGGAAGCUUACUACUGUUGUUCAGAAGACGGUUAGACAUUUUUCGUUGAUUACAAGGCUGAAAAGGUUUUACAACGAACCAUGGAUCGCGGAGGCAAUGACUUGGCAUUCUAGAGCAAAGUCAGAUAUAAACAUCAUGCGUCAUCCCAUCGAUUCUUCAGCUUGGCGAUGUGCUGAUAGUUUUUCGCCAGAGUUUUCCAAGGAACCAAGGAAUGUUACACUUGGGAUAUCAACUGACGAUUUCAAUCCAAAUGGGUGUUUCGGUCUUGCACGUUGUUGGCCGGUGAUUAUAUGUAUUUAUAAUUUGCCUUCUUCGUUGUAUAUGAAGCCGGAAUUCUCUUUGUUGUCGUUGCUGGUAUCAGGCCCAAAAGCACCCAGUAAAAACUUUGAUGUUUAUUUAGAAAUACUGGUAGAUGAGUUGAAGAAGUUAUGGGAUGGUGUACUAGCAUUUGACGCUUUUAGCAAAACUGAAUUUUUGAUGAGAUCAUGGUUGUUGUGGGGUAUUCACGACUUUCUAGCAUUAGGGACUUUAGCGGGAUAUGUAACUCAUGGAUAUUGUGUUUGUCCUACUUGUGGAGAAGACACUGUUGCUGAUUAUUUGCCAUUUACUAAGAAGAUCUGCUACAGGGGACACCGAAGAUGGCUACCAUCGAAGCAUAAGUAUCGCGAUGAUAUGACAAAUUUCGAUGGACAUGUGGAGCAUGGUACAGCUCCAUGGCCACUAACAGGGCUGCAGAUACAAGAGAUUGUAGGUAAACUCAGUUCCAAGAAGGGCAAGAGAAAACAACCAUCACAAGCAAGUCUCAAACGUAAAAGAAAAGCUGAUACCAACAAGGAACUUGAAGAUGACGGCAAUGUUGAAGAUGAGGGAUCAAAUGUGAUUCGCCAUAUUAUAGAUGUCAUGCACACAAAGAAGAAUAUAAUGGAGCAUCUUCUGAAUACUAUGAUGGGAAACAACAAGUCAAAAGAUAGUCCUGCUGCACGUCAAGAUAUGGAAGAUAUGGGGAUAAGAAAGAAGUUGUGGUUGAAAGAGGAUGCUGAGACUGGUAGAACAACAAUGGAAAAAGGAUCAUUUGAGAUGACGAAGAAGGAGAAAAUUGACUUUUGUAAAGUUUUGAAGAAUAUGAGGGUGCCUUUCGGUUUCUCUUCAAAUCUUCGCAACUGCGUCAGUGUUAAUCCUCCGGAGCUAAGGAAUUUUAAAUCUCAUGAUUACCAUGUAGUAAUGCAGCAUUUUCUUCCGCUGCUGGUUCAUACUGCAACAUCGCUACCUAAAGAGCUACGAGUAUCUCUUCUCCGAAUCAGCAUAUUUUUCAACAUUCUGUGCACGAAGGUUGUAAACCGAGAACAUCUGCUAAAAGCAAAAGCCAGCCUUGUAGAAGCAAUUUGUGUUCUGGAGAAACAUUUUCCUCCGUCAUUCUUUGUUAUCAGUAUUCACCUGAUGAUUCAUCUAGCAGAUGAAGCUUUAAACUCCGGUCCGGUGAGAUUCAGGUGGAUGUAUCCCUUUGAGAGGUUAAUGAAAGGUUUCAAAGGGUUAGUGCGCAAUAAAAGGUAUAUUGAUGGGUGCAUAACAAGAGGGUAUACGCUGUGA